Prosopis cineraria is the source of this 1456-nucleotide messenger RNA. RefSeq lists its product as uncharacterized. Lineage: Eukaryota; Viridiplantae; Streptophyta; Magnoliopsida; Fabales; Fabaceae. Gene Ontology annotation, molecular function: protein binding. Bases 419 to 1216 code for a protein of 265 amino acids. The record is from RefSeq and is a predicted model, not a curated record. The transcript is spliced from 5 exons.
UUAGCUUCACGAUCACAGGGACUCACGUCGGAAACCCAUUCCCUUCCAAGCGUGCUUCGAAUUUCCCUUACUAUAUAAAUGAUGACACUCUGCAUCUCCCAUUCCCGAGCCAACUUCAAGGCCCAGAGAACCCCCUAAGCUUCUGCCGUAAAAGUAGAUCCCGCACUUAGCUUGAAUAUGAAACCUCAAAUUAACUUGACAGUCCCCUCGUUCGACGACGCCCACUUUACUCCUCAAUUCUAUCAUGUUUGGUCGACCCUCAACCAAAGAAAGGUGAGAGAUGGAGAACUCUCACGCAACGUUGAUGCUUUUUCAUUGGGGAUGAAUUGAACAUGAAACUAGAAAAACAAAACCUGCUCGCGCGAGUUGGAAUCCUAGAGCGCCUAUAUAUUAAUCCAGAAGGGUCCAUCGGACAACCAUGAUCACAAGUCACGACGUCGUUUCCAGGCAUAUGAGUUUUUGUGCCCCCAUUCCAUUGUCAGACCUACCCAUGAAAGGAAGAAAAGCUCCGCCUACUCAUUCCUUAUUCAAAAUCAAGUCCUUCUCGUUGCUUUCAAACGCUUCAGUAGAAGAAUACACCUCGGAAGAGUUCGAAGCAGGGGGCUACCAAUGGACUCUAUCCAUAUACCCGACUGGCAGCAAGAAAAAAGGCGCGCAAUUUGAUGCAUCUCAGUAUAAAUUUGAUAUAGCCGAAGGUUGUUGGGCAAGAAAAAGUGAUCAUAUCUCAGUAUAUCUAAAUUUGAUGCUUUCAAGCUCAAAGUCACUUCCUAUUGGUUGGGAGGUCAAUGCCAUCGUGAAUUUGUUCGUAUACAAUUUUCUUCGUGACGAGUAUUGUUCUCAUCAAGACGCAAACGUGAGGCGUUUUCACAAGCUGCAAACUGAAUGGGGUAUCCCAAAAUUCAUGGACCUUGCCUCGUUCAAGGAUCCUUCAAAUGGAUUUCUGAUUGAGGAUACCUGCGCUUUUGGAGCCGAAAUCUUGGUCAUGAAGCCUCCUUCCAAAGAAGAAUUCUUAACAAUGAUAGAUGAGCCCGUUCCUCUUUCCUAUAGGUGGAAAUUCGACAAUUUUUCGAAAGCUAAUCUAGAAAAGUACGAGUCCGAGUUCCUUGCUGGAAACUACAAAUGGAAGCUCAUUUUCUACCCCAAUGGGUUGCUUGAGGGCAAGGGCAACAAUAUUUCCACUAUUUUUGAGUGUCAACACCUCAUCAAUUCCACCUAACACUAAACUAUAUGUGCACUACAUUUUGCGUGUCAAGGACCAAAUCAAGGGAUAGCAUGCUGAAGCAAAAUGUGUGAUCUACUGAAUUGGAAACUUUAACUGAAUCACAAAGUGUGUGUUGUUAAAUUCCCUCAAGAUAUGUUCAUCACUUUUUCCCUAUUUUUCAGUCUAUAGGCACUUCUCUAGCUUGAAUAUUACAUAGGGAUCAAGAACGCUGGUGCCAUUGGCCAAGCUAAAGGA